Morchella importuna is the source of this 888-nucleotide messenger RNA. RefSeq lists its product as uncharacterized. The record is from RefSeq and is a predicted model, not a curated record. Lineage: Eukaryota; Fungi; Ascomycota; Pezizomycetes; Pezizales; Morchellaceae. The coding region runs from base 1 to 888 and encodes 295 amino acids. The transcript has a single exon.
AUGCAACAAACCCGGGACGACGUCCGCAGAAGUAGCAAUUUACACCCCACACCACCGCAACCAAUAAUCAUCGGCAUCGGGCAAAGCGCGGGGAAUUUCCCUCAGAUGAUGGUAGAUAUCGAGGUGAUUCUGUCAAGUUCCGGGUUCUCAAACGCCGACAAGAACACCAUUCGGAGGAUUGCGGGCGAGAGAAAUCCAGAGGAAGCUAUCGAGGAGUAUUUAAAAAAGGCUGAACCGGAUAUUAAUCGAGAGGGAGCACAGGAAAACCCAAUCUGUCUCACAGAUGAAAUGGAAUGUGACGGGACCGAUGGUGAUGUGGUUAUGAACAAUUCUGCAAACGACAGCGAUGAUAUAAGGUACGCCAAUGAUAACGAUCGCGACCUCUUCGGCCACGUUGAAAUGAAUCGUCACCGCUUUAUGUUAGGGCAUUUGGAUGAUAAGGAUGGAAAAUCAAACCAACCGGUGGACUCUCUUCCAGGAGUUAUUGUAUCCGAGGGUUCACAUGAUUUUGACAUGGAAGACGGCAGCGUACCUUCUGCACAGAAAACUGUGGGUGCGCAAGGAAUGUCCACCAAGAAUGAGGAUGCAUUAAAACUCAACGAAUCCCAAAGAAGAAUGGAUAGACCGACUCUCUGGACCCCCGAGCAAAAGACAAAUAUAAUUCCUCAUGGAAGCCGGGAUGGAGACUAUCAAAGGCGAUCUCGUUCAGAGCUUCCUAACGUAUGGAGGGCCGUGUCAUCUGCCUCGCAUAGACAUGAACGUAGACAUGAACGGCUAUUAACUGCCUCCCGAAACCGUGAACGCUCACCGGCCAACCCCAGGCAUUUCAACGAUAGGAACACCAGGAAAGCCCUUCGUGUGUCAAGAUACGAGAACCUAGGGCUUUAA